This is a messenger RNA of Colletotrichum karsti, 3903 nucleotides long. RefSeq names its product ABC transporter. The transcript has 4 exons. Gene Ontology annotation, cellular component: membrane. The record is from RefSeq and is a predicted model, not a curated record. Gene Ontology annotation, molecular function: ATP hydrolysis activity; ATP binding; ABC-type transporter activity. The coding region runs from base 1 to 3903 and encodes 1300 amino acids. NCBI's taxonomy places the organism in Eukaryota, Fungi, Ascomycota, Sordariomycetes, Glomerellales, Glomerellaceae. Gene Ontology annotation, biological process: transmembrane transport.
AUGUCGACGAUUAACGAUCCGAUAGAGGAAAAGCAGCCAGACUCGAAACCGCCGGAGCGGGAGCGGGAACGGAAUCCCGCAUUCUCAGACUACCUCCGCGUUUUCGCUUACGCCACAAGAUGGGAUUUCAUCGUCUACUUCAUCGCCUCGGUAGCAUCCAUCGGCGCGGGCGUCACUCUUCCCCUGAUGAACGUGAUAUUUGGCCAGCUGGUUGGCCAAUUCACGGAUUACUUCCGCACCGACUCAGACAUGACGCGGUCCGACUUUGAUCGCCUCCUCAACCGGCAAGCGGCGCUCAUCAUGGCCCUCUUCCUCGGCCGCUGGGCCCUCAACGCCGUCAACAAGUUCUGCUUCCGCAUGAUCGGGAUCCGGCUCUCCUCGGCGGUGAGGCUGCACUACCUGCAGGCCCUCUUCGCGCAGUCGAUCCACGUGAUAGACUCGAUGCCGCCGGGGGCGCCCGCGACCGCCAUCACCACGACCUCGAACACGCUGCAGCUCGGCAUCUCCGAGAGGCUGGGCACGUUCCUGCAGUUCAACGGGACCAUCUGGGCGGCCAUGGUCAUCUCCUUCGUCUGGAGCUGGGACCUGACGCUGGUCACGUCGUCGCUGCUCCUGUACAUCGUGGUCGUGCUGGCGGUGAUGCUCCCGAGGAUCGUGACGGGGCAGACGGAGACCCUCGAGGCCGACGCGCAGGGGACGGCUGUUGCGAGCGAGGCUCUAGGUGGGAUCAAGCUGGUCAUGGCGUGUGGUGCGCAGGAGCGCGUGGUUGAGAGGUACGAGGGAUGGGUGUGGAAGGCGAUGCAGAGAGCCCAGAAGACAGCGCCCGUUGUUGGGCUUCAGUUUGGUUUAAUUUUCUUUGGCAUGUUUGGUGCGUUCGGUCUGGCGUUCUGGUACGGCACGCAGCGCUUCAUCGCCGGCGCACUCAACAAUGCAGGGGUUAUCAUCGUUGUGCUAAUGUCGGUGAUGAUGAUCCUUACGUCGAUGGAGCGGAUCUCGACUCCUCUCAUGGCCGUGAGCAAGGCCAUGGUCGCUGCUUGCGAGCUGUUCACCGUCAUCGACGCACCUAUUACGAAUCCAGGUUUUCUCAAGCCCGAUAUCGAAUCAAGGGACAUCGUCUUCGAAGACGUCGUCUUUGAGUACCCUAGCCGACCCGGUGUCACGGUGUUGAACAAGCUUAGCUUCCGCAUCAGACCCGGCCAGAACAUAGCGCUUGUCGGUCCUUCUGGGUCGGGUAAGAGCACGAUCGUCGGGUUACUGGAGCGAUGGUACUCGCUUAGGGAGCAAUUUUCUUUGCCAAAGGUUGUUGAAGCGAAGCCGUCGACCAAGCAAUCGGAGAAGUCUGCUGAUGAGAAGACCGAGACAUUUGAGGAGGACAUGAAAUCGCCCGAGAAGCCUCAGCUUUCUGGCUUCAUUUCCGUCGGCGGAGUCGACCUGGAGGAUCUUGAUCUCAGGUGGUGGAGAUCGCAGGUUGGUUUGGUACAGCAGGAACCCUUCCUCUUCAACGAUACCAUCUUCGGCAACGUUGCGAACGGUCUGAUUGGAACGCAAUGGGAACACGAGUCCGAGGAUUGCAAACGCGCGAUGGUCGAGGAGGCGUGUCAGGAGGCGUACGCUCAUGAGUUCAUCAGCCGUUUGCCCGACAAAUACGACACAAAAGUCGGUGACGGCGGUGCAAAGCUGUCAGGCGGCCAGAAACAGCGCCUAGCCAUAGCCAGGAGCAUCAUCAAGAAGCCUCGCAUCAUCAUCCUCGACGAAGCAACCAGCGCAAUCGACGCCAAGAGCGAAAAGGUGGUUCAAGCCGCCCUCGACAGAGUCACCAAGAACCGCACAACCAUCACCAUCGCCCACCGCCUAUCGACCAUCAAGAAGGCAGACCACAUCGUCGUGCUGCAGCGCGGCCAGACGGUCGAGCAGGGCACGCACCAGAGCCUCAUGGCCAAUCCCUCCGGCGUCUACAGCGGCUUGGUCCGGGCUCAGUCGCUGCACUUGUCGACGUCCGACGACGGCAAUGCUGACUACUUGUCGUUCUCCUUUGAUACGGAAUUAGAAAAGGAGGACGAUGAUGAUGAUCUGAUCGGCAGCCCCGCGAGCAUUCACUCCGUUCAUGAGAUUGCGCCUCGAAAGCCCCGUGGUCUUAUCCGCAGCUUCGGCAAGCUCAUCUGGGAUCAACGCGCGAGGUGGCCAUCUUAUCUCGGCAUCGUCAUCGCGGCCAUGGCUGUUGCGGCCGGUAUCCCGAUCCAGGCCUGGCUCGUCGCGAAAGUCAUCGGGGUGUUUCUCCUCACAGGAGAUGAGCUUGAGAAGGAAGCCAGUUUCUGGGGUCUCAUGUGGUUCGCGCUCGCCGCCGGGAUCGGCAUUUCCUGGGCUGCCGAGGGUUGGAUCGGUCUGCAUACCCAGUACUUCAUCAGCGCCGUCUACAAAAGGCAGUACUUGAGAGACAUGCUGCACCAGAAACUCAGUUUCUUCGACGAGGACGAAAAUUCCCACGGGGCGUUGAGCUCCCGCGUCGGGGGCGAUGCGAAGCAGCUCGAGGAAUUGCUUGGCCUCAAUCUCGCGAUGUUGCUAUCCGGCAUCUUCACCGUCAUCGGUUGCGUGAUUAUAUCGCUUUAUUUCGGAUGGAAACUUGGUCUCGUCGCCAUGUUCAUUACCAUGCCAAUCAUGCUCGCCACUGGUCUCUGGAAGUACAGGCACGAAGUACAGUUUGACCAGAUGAAUUCGACCGUAUUCAUGGAGAGCUCGCAGUUCGCCACCGAGGCAAUCGGGGCAAUCCGAACCGUCUCCGCCCUGACGAUGGAAACUUCUAUCAACGAGCGCUAUCAGAAGCUCUUGAGUGGGCAUAUCCUAGCCGCGCGCCGUAAGGCUCAGUGGACCGCCGUCCUGUAUGGCUUCGCAGACAGUGCUGGUCUCGGUUGCCAAGCCCUGGUCUUCUGGUACGGCGGCAGGCUCCUGGCGCGCGGAGAGUUCAGCAUGGAGGCCUUCUUCGUGUGUCUGAUGGCCAUCAUCCAAGGCUCCGAGUCGGCCGCCCAGGCCCUGGCCGUGGCUCCCAGUGCUGCGCAGGCCGCCGCCGCCGCGGAUCGCAUCCUCGACGUCCGCGAGUCUGCGGACUUCGGAGACUCCGUGACCAGAAACGACGGGAACAUAUCCAGAGCAGACGGCGGCGUGCGCAUCGAGCUGCGCGACGUCCACUUCAAGUACCCCACGCGCGACGUCGUCGUCUUCAACGGCCUGAACUUGGUCAUCGAGAAGGGCCAGUAUGCCGCGUUCGUCGGUCCGAGCGGGUGCGGCAAGACUUCCAUCAUCUCCCUCUUAGAGCGCUUCUACGACGUGGAACCCAAUCGCGGCGCGGUCCUGUGCAACGGUCUUAACAUCAAAGGCCUCAACGUGUACGACUACCGUCGCAGCCUCUCCCUCGUGGCGCAGGAGCCGACCAUGUUCAGGGGCACAAUCCGCGAUAAUAUUCUCUUCGGCAUCCCUGAGCCCUCUUCCGUCCCCGAGGAGAGAAUCCAUCAAGUCUGUCGCGAUGCCUUCAUCCACGACUUCAUCGUCUCCUUGCCCGAGGGCUACGACACGGAUAUGGGCCAGAAGGGCGUCUCCAUGUCCGGAGGGCAGAAGCAGCGUAUCGCCAUCGCCCGCGCCCUUAUCCGUGACCCCAAGGUCCUCCUCCUGGACGAGGCGACGUCUGCGCUGGACUCAGAGUCGGAGAAGAUCGUCCAGGCGGCGUUUGAGCGGGCGCGACACGGGAGGACGAUGAUUGCCGUGGCUCACCGGCUCUCGACUAUCCAGAACGCCGACGUGAUCUUCGUUUUUAGUGAAGGUCGUGUGGUAGAAAAGGGGUCGCACGCUGAGCUCAUUAGAAGGCGUGGUGUUUAUUGGGAAAUGUGCCAGAGUCAGGCCUUGGAUCAAUAG